AUGAUUGUCGACCAAUUCGAAGAGGUUCUCAUGAAGACCUCGCUUAUUCCUCUCCCCACCGCCUCACCCACUGGCGUCACUCCCAUCCCCUCAGUCAUUCCCGACUCGCCCGAGCACCAAUUCGUUGGUGAGACCGGCACAAAGACACUAUGGGUUGUCUUCAUCAUCAUGCUGAUCUCCUCCGGUGUCUUCUCUGGCCUUGCCUGGAGGGUCCCAGUGCAAAAGCGUCUCUUCUAUGUCAUCACAACUCUGAUCACCAUCACUGCUGCGAUCUCCUACUUUGCCAUGGCUACCGGCCAGGGUGUCUCCGUUCACCACAUCCAUAUCCGCGAGCAGCACGACCACGUUCCUGACACCCACCAUGAGAUCCAGCGCCAGGUCUUCUGGGCUCGCUACGUUGACUGGGCCAUCACCACUCCUCUUCUGCUCCUCGACCUUGGUCUUCUGGCCGGCAUGAGCGGUGCUCACCUCACCCUAGCCAUCGUCGCCGACCUGAUCAUGGUUCUCACUGGCCUGUUCGCUGCUUUCGGCUCUGAGGGUACCCCUGCCAAGUGGGGAUGGUACACUAUUGGUUGCCUCGCCUACCUCAUUGUUGUCUGGCACCUCGCUGUCAACGGCCGUGCUGCUGUCCAGGCCAAGGGCCAGAACGUCUCUUCGUUCUUCCUUGCCAUUGCUACAUACACUCUCGUCCUGUGGACUGCCUACCCCAUUGUCUGGGGCUUCGCUGACGGUGCCCGCCGUGUCGGUGUGGACGGCGAGAUCAUCGCCUAUGCCAUCCUCGAUGUUCUUGCUAAGCCUGUCUUCGGUACUUGGUUGAUUAUCACCCACGCUAAGCUCCGCGAGACCGAUGUUGACCUUGGUGGCUUCUGGGCGAACGGUCUCAACCGCGAGGGCACCCUCCGCCUCGGUGAUGAUGACGGUGCUUAA
Macroventuria anomochaeta is the source of this 927-nucleotide messenger RNA. Its product is annotated as family A G protein-coupled receptor-like protein. The transcript is spliced from 3 exons. Gene Ontology annotation, biological process: monoatomic ion transport. The coding region runs from base 1 to 927 and encodes 308 amino acids. Gene Ontology annotation, cellular component: plasma membrane; endoplasmic reticulum. The record is from RefSeq and is a predicted model, not a curated record. Gene Ontology annotation, molecular function: monoatomic ion channel activity. Lineage: Eukaryota; Fungi; Ascomycota; Dothideomycetes; Pleosporales; Didymellaceae.